CUUCCCCCCUAAGUUGAUGUUCCCAGUUGUAACACGGAUAUUUUACAACUUAUUCAUCGGACACACUGAACCCUGUCUCCAAAAGCGGAACAAUGCAUCAGUUGGUGUUCUAAGUUAAAACCCGGACACAAACAUACUGUACAAAUUUAGAGAUUAAAUGAAGCAGUUAGCAAACUAAGUGAAUUCUGUUGAUUUUCAAGCGUGAAAGACUAAGCUAUAUACUGCUCAAUUUUAAUAAAUUAUGUAUGUGUAGUAGUGGAAAUAAAGUACAAAGGAAUUUCUAGUGACAAUAAAGUUAAAAUCGUUUCCAGUUGCAUUGCUGCUGUCAACUAACUAUUGUGUUUAUUAUUAGAGUUAUCCGUUUGUAUGGUAACUUUUGGGUAGUUACAAGGUGCAGUGAAAUUCUUCCUUACACCUAUUGGUGAUUGUUGUUUUUCGACACUUGACGAUUUUUCUGUUAAUGAUUGUGUUUGAAGAAGGAGUCCGAGUCUCUUCAAUUCAUGAACGUAAUAUAUAACUGGCAAACGUUGUAAUGCGACAUUCCUAAAGUGAUCUAUACGACGGCGUUUGCUUCUUUGAGUUUGAAGAGAAAGCGAAGGACAAGGGUGAGACGUCAGUUAUGUUCAGCCACUUAGGGCCCCCUCGGAGACGAACUGCUGAAGAAGAAGAGAGAGCGAAACAUCCAAGGCCAGAGGAUUCUGUAUAUUAUCAUCCUACACUGAACCCUACUGGAGCACCUCCUCCUGGAAAGCCUCCCAUGUACAAAUCAUCAAUAGGACCCAGGAUUCCCUUGUCUGCAGCUUCCUCUCGUGGCGGAGCAUCAUCUUCAAAUGCAGAGUCAGAGGAAGUGGAAUUUGGUGGCCCCCCUCCCCCUGCUCCACCACCACCCUUGCCAGACUCUAGUGAAUUAGGCCUCGGGGAUGUCUCUACAUUGCCUCUACCUCCUCCACCUCCAAUGCCACCUCAGCCUGCUGCUGCUAACUUAGGUAGUGCAUUGCCCCCACCAUCACUACCUCCACCUCCUCCUGGUCCACCACCACCCAAAGAACAAGGUUCUGUUCCCACUUCACUUCCUCCACCUCCACCGCCACCCCGCUCUACUCAGCCACCUCCACCUGGUACAAAUGCAAGUGAGAUGGGUCAAUCUGCGCCAUCAGAUGGCUCAAAUGUUAAAGAGUCUGAGCGUGUGCUGGUUAUGCUUCCUCCACCACCCCCACCUCCCGGAUUGCCACCUAAGUCUGAUGCCAAUAGUUUUACAGGGACCAAGGAUGUCAUUAACAUGCUUCCACCACCUCCACCACCAACUCCAAAUCAGCAAGUGCCAAGGCCUUCCUUAGUCCAUACCAUACAGCCGGAUGUACUACCCCCAGGCAUUGCUCGUUUGCCUCCACCCCCACCUCCUCCAGGACCACCAUUAUCUGUCCCAGGACUUCCUCCUCGUCCUGGACUUCCUGGCAUGGUUCUGCCACCAAUGCCAAGACCACCCUUUGGUCCUCCACCUGGACCACCACCAAUGAUGAGACCACCACUUCCACCUGGCCCUCCUCCUAGCUUCCAGCAGGAAGACACUUACAAUGCUUUUAGAUCUUCAGCACCCCAGAAGCCAUCUUAUGUUAAGUCGGCAGCAUCUACAGUUGUGAAGAGGCAGCUGGCACAGCAUACUCCUGAACUUACAGCUAUGGUUCCUGCAUCUGUACGAGUGAGAAGAGAGACGGCUGUCCAGAAAACAAAACCUAAGGUCCCACAAUUAGCACAAACAACCGCAACACCACGACCAGCAGCAGCACUUGUAGCAGCCAUCAAGAAGCCGGAGACUGUGAAGCCCUCAAAUGCACCAAAGCCACAAAGUGUUGACGACUCUUAUAUGGCCUUUUUGGAGGACAUGAAAGCCCUCGGUGCACUUGAUAGUUGAGAAAUUGUAGUCUGGCAAACAAGUUCUUCAAGGGAAAAUUUUUCACCCUGUUAUUGUUACAGGUUAGAAUCUUAGCGCUUGUUUUUUUUUUUUUUCAACGGUGGAGUUAGAUUCCGUUUUUAUCAAAUCUAUGUAAACCUUGAAAUCUUGGAUUGUACUGUUAAAUUGUAAUUAUAGUUUUUCUAAUUUUAUAGUUGACUUAAAUUUGAAUCUCAA
Papaver somniferum (opium poppy) is the source of this 2128-nucleotide messenger RNA. RefSeq names its product basic proline-rich protein-like. Gene Ontology annotation, biological process: mRNA cis splicing, via spliceosome. The coding region runs from base 620 to 1912 and encodes 430 amino acids. Gene Ontology annotation, cellular component: spliceosomal complex. The transcript is spliced from 7 exons. The record is from RefSeq and is a predicted model, not a curated record. Lineage: Eukaryota; Viridiplantae; Streptophyta; Magnoliopsida; Ranunculales; Papaveraceae.